AACCCUAACCCUAAACCUACCAAUUAUCAAAAUAAACCCUAGCUCUCUCUUUUCACCAAUAUUCAUCACUUCUCCAUCCCCCAUGGAACCUCAAACCCUAGCUCUUUCUCUUAACCCUAUUCACAAAAAUUACAGCUCCAAUGUCGAUACUUCCCGCCCUUUUCGCUCCGUUAAAGAAGCUGUUGCCGUCUUCGGCGAGCGGUUUCUCGUCGGAGAAAUUUACUCUCCCAAACGCUUCUCUUUCAGCCCUCCUACAAAGCAUGAGAUAAUUACACCAUGGAAAUAUUCGUCGAGCCCUCAAAACCCUAGGGAAGUUAUUGAUGACGAAAAGAAUGAAAAGAAUAAUAAUGGUGAAGUAUUGGAUACUUUGAAGAAACUCGAGGCAGAGCUCGAGGAAACAAAGAUGGAGUUGAAGUUGCUGAAGAAAAGAGAGGCGGAAACCGAAGUUGCGUUGGCGACUUUGAAUGCUGAGCUUCAUAAGAACAUGUCGAAGUUGGCGGAGGCAGAAGCCGAUGUGGCGAAGAAGGCGAUAGAAUACCAUAGAAGAAGAGAAGAUCAGGAGAGAAAGAGAGAGUUAGUGAGAAAGAAGGAGAAUUCUUUGACUUUGGCUCAAAUUUUGUGCGUUGAAGAGAACGAUAUUGAUGUUGAAGCUCAUGCAGCUCGUUUUCUUGGAGGGAGAAGAUCGGAGGGCAAGAUGAUGAAGAAGAAGCCAAUUGUUCCUCUUGUUACAGACUUGUUCUUCAAGAAAAAAGGGUCCCCAAAUAAUUCUACAAUUCUUCAUAGCACUAUUUAUGCAUCUCCUAACAUGUACUUCAGCUGAGAAACUGGGACUCAUUUUUUCUCUGCAACCAAACAUCACAUGCAUCGAGCGAUCCAUUUGUAUGUUAAUAUUGUUUUAAUGAGUGUUGUUAAUUAGUUUGUGUAAGUUUUUUCUGAGAGAUAUGUA
Messenger RNA from Pistacia vera, 946 nucleotides. Its product is annotated as WEB family protein At1g75720-like. The record is from RefSeq and is a predicted model, not a curated record. The coding region runs from base 83 to 820 and encodes 245 amino acids. The transcript has a single exon. Lineage: Eukaryota; Viridiplantae; Streptophyta; Magnoliopsida; Sapindales; Anacardiaceae.